AUUCCCUAUCUUCUGUUUAAUAUUGAUAAUUAAUCAUCGAAUAGGUUAGGUUGAAAAGAGAAAGGAAUAUAUUCGGAAAGAAGACCCAAUCAAAUUGUGUUCGAUGGAUCACACAACACCUUUUUUAAGUGGAAACCUAAAGCAUUUGCCAACUUUGCACAGAGACAUCUGUGUCUGGGCAUCUCUUGUUAAACCUCCUCUUUUGCCGCAAGAACAAUUUCUUUCUAAGACUUUUGCAGUAGAGAUUUGUAUGCAUGGGUUGCAGCUGCAGGCGAUUUUCUUCUAACGAAGUAAGAGUACGUUUUGCACCUAGUCCUACCGGUUAUUUACAUUUGGGUGGCCUGCGUACCGCUUUAUACAAUUAUUUAUAUGCCAAAAAUCAAAAUGGUAAGUUUUUAUUGCGCAUAGAAGACACUGAUCAAACACGUUUUGUGCCGGGAGCCAUGGAAGCUUUAAUAGAAGAUUUACAAUGGGCUGGCAUAGAUAUAGAUGAGGGUCCUGGCCAAUUUGGUGGUAGCUAUGGACCUUAUAUACAAAGUCAACGAACCAAAUUAUACUUAGAUUAUGUUCAAAAUCUUUUGAAUAAUGGCUCAGCUUAUCGUUGUUUUUGUACUGAACGUCGUUUGGAUUUGCUGCGCAAAGAAGCAGUUAGAACACGACAAAUACCCAAAUAUGAUAAUAAAUGUCGCCACUUAACAGAGAAGCAAAUCAAUGAACUUUUAGCUAAAGAAACCCCUUAUUGUAUACGUUUUAAACUGACAGAUUAUGAGGAACCUAUAAACGAUUUAAUUUAUGGUCCUGUACACCAUAAUGUCAGUGACAAUGAAGGGGAUCCGGUUAUAAUUAAAACUGAUCAAUUUCCUACAUAUCAUUUCGCCAAUGUGGUGGAUGAUCAUUUAAUGGCUGUGACACAUGUAUUUCGUGGUGUAGAAUGGCAAAUUUCUACUACGAAACAUUUAUUAUUAUAUAAAGCUUUUGGUUGGCAACCACCAAAAUUUGGUCAUUUACCUUUGUUAGUUAAUAACGAUGGUACUAAAUUAAGUAAACGUCAGGGUGAUAUUGGUAUUAAACACUUUAGAGAUAAAGGCUAUUUUCCUACUGCCGUAGUUAAUUAUGUAGUAUCCGCAGGCGGUGGAUUCUCCCAUGAACAAUUUAGUAAACCAAAGGUUUAUAGUUUAAAAGAACUAUCGGAAAAGUUUAAUAUUGAAAAAGUAAAUUCACAUCCCAGCCGCUUAAAUCCUGUCGUAUUGGAUGAUUUCAAUCGUUUACAUAUUAUUAAAUUAUUACAAUCUGAAGCGGAUGCCAAGAAAUUAGUAGAAAAUGUUUCAAUGUUAAUUAAGGAAUCAUAUCCCAAUGAAUCAAAUCUGGAUUUAAAUGCUGAUCAUAUAAAGAGUGUUUUACAAUGGGCUGCUCAGCGUUUGACUUUCGUUAAGGAUUUAACCUCGCCUAAGUUAAGUUUCCUAUGGGUUAAGCCCACAAAUUUCAUUCUAAAGGAUCUAACUACAGAACAACUUGAAAUACUUAACGAAAUUAUAUCUACGACUGAGUUUAAUAAAGAUAACUUGAAUAAAGUUUUAAAAGAAUUCAGCAUACAACAGGGUAUAAAAUUCCCGGUACUAAUGAAGUGUUUAAGAUCAGCUUUAAGUGGUUUAAAAGAAGGACCUGGUGUAGCAGAGAUGAUGGAAAUCUUAGGACAAAAAGUGGUAAUACAAAGAUUAAAAGAUGUUUUAGCGGAAGGAACUAAAUCAACUGAAACCAAAAAGGCGGAAAAGGCUGCUUGAAUCACGACUAUCUGGAUAACUCUGAAAUAAUGUAAUAAAUUGUAAAUAAAAUGUUAAAAAUCUUU
Lucilia cuprina (Australian sheep blowfly) is the source of this 1846-nucleotide messenger RNA. RefSeq names its product probable glutamate--tRNA ligase, mitochondrial (gene GluRS-m). Gene Ontology annotation, biological process: glutamyl-tRNA aminoacylation. Gene Ontology annotation, molecular function: ATP binding; glutamate-tRNA ligase activity; tRNA binding. The transcript is spliced from 11 exons. Bases 255 to 1781 code for a protein of 508 amino acids. NCBI's taxonomy places the organism in Eukaryota, Metazoa, Arthropoda, Insecta, Diptera, Calliphoridae. The record is from RefSeq and is a predicted model, not a curated record.